This is a messenger RNA of Colletotrichum acutatum, 7533 nucleotides long. RefSeq names its product amino acid adenylation domain-containing protein. NCBI's taxonomy places the organism in Eukaryota, Fungi, Ascomycota, Sordariomycetes, Glomerellales, Glomerellaceae. Gene Ontology annotation, cellular component: cytoplasm. Gene Ontology annotation, biological process: secondary metabolite biosynthetic process; amino acid activation for nonribosomal peptide biosynthetic process. The coding region runs from base 1 to 7533 and encodes 2510 amino acids. The record is from RefSeq and is a predicted model, not a curated record. The transcript has 2 exons. Gene Ontology annotation, molecular function: phosphopantetheine binding; catalytic activity.
AUGUUAUCCACAGACGGGAAAUGGAAGCUCACGCCUCGACUUCACUCUGUCAAAUUUGUGUUCGAUGCUCCGACCCCGGCGGAUGCAGAAACACCGGACGAGAUCUUCUUUGACAAUCCAUUCCCUGCGGACAUCCCGGGCAUGCCUAAGCGGUUUAUCUUCAAGACACCUACAACUCAUCAUUAUGAUCAGGAGGUUAUCGGUCUUCAGACAUCAACAACGCAUGAUGGAGACGGCCUCGAUAGCAGUGUCCCAUAUGACGGACAGGCACCUGAUGUGCCGGAAAGCAAGCAAGCUCGGACACCAUCGAAUGAUAGUCGAUCCAAACUUACGUCUGGUGAAUCACAGCCAGAGUUGGUCACCCAUCUUCGUGGCCCUACUUGCGACGCACCAGAUGAUGUGGAGUCCAUAGUGUGCUCAGCCUGGGCCUUGAUAUUGUCUUCCUUCGGCGACAGCGAAGUAGUCAACUUUGAUGUGUGCGUCUCGAGCAGUGGCACUCCUCAGUCCGUGAGCAGCGUAACACCGUUUAAAGUGUCUAUUGACACCCAUAUUCCACUUUCAGCAUUUCUUCAGCAAGUCAAAGACACAUGGCUUAUAACUGAAGAAGCCAACCAAAGGCUGGAAGCUUGCCACGAGACUGGAGGUGAACCAUUCUCCAAGACCCUUGUCAACUUCACAACUACUGUUCAACAUCAGGAACAGCCAGUCAAUGCUUCCAAUUUCGCCUUACAGCUUCACUGUCUCGUUGAAGGACACGAUCUACAGUUAUCUGCGACAUUCAAUGAGCGUUCUAUUCCCAAGGCGAGAGUUCGUUUGCUACUGAGUGAUCUCGAGCACGUUAUUUGGCAGGUGGCCAACUCGAUUGGAGAGCACUUCACUCUUGCGGAUGUACAGAUCAUGAGUCCCGCGAGUCAACGACAUCUUGUCAAAUUGAACAGACCACUCCCGAUAAGAGAAGAACAUCUUGUUCAAGAGUCAAUAGCACAACAUGCCAGAUCAAAUCCUCGUGCACAAGCUAUCUGCGCUUGGGACGGUGAUUUGUCGUAUUCUCAGUUGCAACUUUCAUCAGAGAUCCUAGCGACGCAUCUUGCUAGUCUUGGAGUCGGACCCGAAGUGGUGGUACCGAUCAUCUUCGAGAAGUCCGUCUACAGUAUCAUCUCCAUUCUGGGGGUGGUAAUGGCUGGAGGAGCGGUCGUGGCCUUGGAUCCCUCGCUUCCUGCAGCUCGAAUCAGCAUGAUCAUUAAAGACGUAAAUGCCAAGGUCGUUGUGUCGUCCAUCGUCAGCAAAAGCAAGAUCCCAUCACAAAUCCAACGGGAGAACCGCAUUGUGGUCGACCAAUCUUUCUUGGACAGAUUGUCGACCGCACGACAAUCUUCGUUGAAGCACAACUCAUCUUCCCCAAGUAACUCGUUAUACCUUGUGUACACGAGCGGCUCUACCGGAAAGCCAAAAGGUGUUGUGGUCACUCAUGAGGCCUUUUUUUCCAGCGCCAAGGGCUUCACCAAAGCCAUACACCUCGACUCUCUCACCUGCCGGGUCCUGCAGUACUCCUCUUUCUCUUUCGACAUUUCCAUGCUCGAGAUCUUUGCUAGCCUGAUGGCGGGAUCAUGUCUUUGCAUUCCGUCAGAGGAAGACAGGAUGAACAACCUCGCCAGUUGCAUCUCUACCAUGAAGGUCAACUGGGCAAUGCUGACACCUUCUGUUGCAAGCCUAAUAGCUCCGGAGGAAGUCCCAAGCCUUAGGGUUCUAUGUCUCGUGGGAGAAGCAUUACCGCAGGUUGUCGCUGACACCUGGGCCGACCAUGUCAAAACCAUCAAUGCUUACGGACCGGCAGAGUGCUCCGCUAUUACCAUCGUCAGUGAGCCGAGGACUAAGGGGGUUAAGAGCAUUUCUCUUGGAAAACCUCCCAACUGUGCCGUCUGGAUCGUCCGAGAAGACGGCCAGCUUGCUCCAUUCGGUACUGUUGGUGAGAUCGUGAUCGAGGGCCCGCCUGUUGCGCGUGGGUACCUAGAUGAUGAGGAGAAGACAAGGGCUGUCUUCUUGGAUGAUCCUGAUUUCCUGCGCGGUGUCGUACGACGGCCCAUGCGAUGUUAUCGCACUGGUGAUCUCGGAAGGAUGAACCAUGAUGGGACUAUCGACUUCCUUGGCAGGAAAGACACCCAGGUCAAGAUCCAUGGUCAGCGCGUUGAGCUUGGCGAGAUUGAGCAUCAACUCAGACAAUCGUUGAAUUCCGAAAAGAUAGCCUCAUCUCCUGGGACAAAUUGGGAAUUGAUUGUCGAGCUCCUUCGCCCUGUUGGAGGAGAACAUAGCAUCCUCACGGCAUUCAUCGCCCCCAAGACAAUGUCCGGAACCACUUUUCAUGGAGAAGGGCCACUCAUUGUUGAAGAAUCUCACUCUCUGUGGACGACAAUACAUCGGAAGUUUCUCACAGCUAUCGAAGAACUCGCCAGUGCUCUCCCUGGAUACAUGAUACCAAGGGCAGUUGUACCAUGCAGCACAUUGCCCCUGUCACCGUCAGGCAAGGUUGACAGGAAGAUACUCCGCAUAUACGGAAACGCAUUAAAGUUGAAACAUCUGCUGAGAUCAGCAAACAACCUGGAAGAUCACACCGCGCCUGUUGAGGUCCCUGAGGCACUAUCUCCAGAUUUUCUCGGUAGCGAAGAGGAUUCUUCAGUCGGACAGCACACGUCGAUAUCCGACACGUACCCCUCAACCGAAGCUUCGAUAUUGCUAUGCGAGCCUUCACAGUCGAGUCUUACACCAACUGAGAAGUCACUACGGCUAGCUUGGUCAGAAGUUUUAGGUCUACCUGAAGACUCAAUCCUUCUCGAGGAUGACUUCUUCAAGCUUGGCGGAGACUCCAUCGGAGCUAUCAGGAUCGUGGCGGCUUGUCGUAAGCAAUCGCUCCAGAUAAAUGUUGCCAACAUCUUCAAGAACUCUGUAUUGGGCAAGAUGGCUCUCGUGUGUAAGAGUACGACAUCUGAGAAGCAGGCUUUGUCUCCUGUCCAGUUCAUUCCGUUCCACUUCUUGCGGCGAAUGGACACCACAGAGCUACAACGUGAAGCCGCUUUCCAAUGUGACGUCGCUGUCCAUGAAAUCGAAGACUUGUACCCUUGCACGAACAUGCAAGAGGGUCUGAUGGCUGUCAACCUCACGCGACCAGGUAGUUACACUGGUCGAUGGAUCCAUCCGCUGCCUCGGGACGUCGAUCUGUCGCGGUUCAGGAAGUGCUGGGAGGAUAUCCAUGCCGCAUCACCGAUACUCCGGUCCAGGUUCGCAACGACUUCGACUGCUGGGUCUCUUCAGACUGUUAUCAGGGAGAAAGUCCUGUGGCAUACACACGACGAUCUCGAAGCAUACCUCGAGCAAGACGAUGCGAACCCUAUGUUUCCUGGAGACUCGCUCAAUCGUUUUGCUCUGGUCACAUCACAGUCUGGCGACGUGACGUUCGUGUGGACCAUACAUCACAUGCUUUAUGACGGCUGGUCUCUGGCCAUGCUCUGUAACCGUCUUAACGAUUCGUACCACGGCCGCACUAUCAAGCCAGCAACUGAUUACCGCAACUUCAUCGAAUACACACAGAGGAUCACGUCAGAGACAUACGCGAAUUACUGGACGACAGAGCUACAGGGGGUGAGCUUGUCACACUUCCCAGCCGCUCCUAAGCCUGGCCACCAGUCCUUUGCUCGAGCUGUGGUGCGCGAUGAGCUUCAUAUCAACAUCGAUCAGUCUUCAGGAAUCACUACGUCAACCAUCGUUCGAGCAGCAUGGAGUCUCAUGAUUAGCCAUUUCUCCAAGUCAAACGACGUGCUCUUCGGCGCAACGGUCUCAGGUAGAAACGCACCAUUGAACAACAUCGAAAGCGUCGAAGGUCCGACAAUAGCCACAGUGCCUGUCAGAGUUCGCCUCGACAAAGGGUCGGAUAUCCUCGUCUUUCUGCGAAAGAUCCAGGACCAUGCCAUCGCCAUGAUACCCUAUGAACAGUCCGGAAUCCAACAGAUCAAGUCACUCAACGAAGACACAAAGCGCGCUUGCGAACUUCAGAACCUGCUCGUCAUUCAGGCAGGCGGCGGCUGGGAUGAGACAGGGCCUGGUCCCCUGGGGAAGCCGAUCUAUCGCGAGGAGUUUACCACAUUCCCCGUGACAUGCGAGGCAUGGCUUCAUUCUGGACGGAUCGAGUUUGCGACGCAUGUCGAUGAAGAUGUAACAAGUCGACUCUUCGUAGCUCAAGCCAUUGAAACAGUGAAGGUUGUCAUGAAUCAACUCGCUUGGGCUACAUCGCAUAACUACAGACCUUCCAUGAUCGCAGACCUGGCCUUUGACUCAACCUCUACAUCUAUCCAACAACGAGCUUCUCAACCUCUCGAAGCAAAUAAGGUCUCGGCUACGCUUCAUCAACUCAUCACAACAAUGAGUCUGGCACAACCCCAGAGAGAGGCAGUAGUCUCAACAGCCGACUCACUCUCUUACGAAGAGCUCGAACACAUGUCCACGGCACUUGCCGUCCAACUUGUCAAUAAGGGAGUCUUGAAGGGAGACAAGAUCCCACUGUGCUUCGAGAAAUCUGUCUGGACUGUCGUUGCAAUGCUCGGGGUCUUGAAAGCCGGCGCUUCCUUCGUGCCCUUAGACCCGAGCCAGCCCGUCUCACGUCUACGAAAGGUUGUUACGCAGGUUAAAGCCGAAACAGUUCUCGUGUCUGCAUUCCAACACAAGGCAACUGAUCUCGGUGCUGUGGCGUCCAUGAUCGUCAAUCGGGAUGCUCUUAGCGGGACCUCCAGGCUCCGACAUCAAUGGCAACCAUCAACUCAGGUGACCCACGACAGUCCUGCAUACAUCAUCUUCACUUCUGGUUCGACGGGCGAUCCUAAGGGCAUCGUCGUCUCCCAUGCCGCGUUUGCCUCCAGCGCAACGGCCCACGGUUCCGUCUUCGGUAUGAACGAUGAGCACCGCGUCCUGCAAUUCUCCGCGUACAGUUUCGACGCCAGUCUGUUUGAGAUCCUCACGACCCUUAUACACGGUGGAACUGUUUGUGUCGCCACUGAGAAGGAGCGCUUCGAAAAUCUUGGAGAAUUUGCAAGUCGCACGCGCGUCAACCUCGCGCUUCUCACUCCAUCGGUGGCUCGCAUCAUUCGUCCCACAGAAAUGCCGUCCUUAAAAACUCUAGUGCUGGGUGGAGAAGCUCCUGAUGAGGCUUUGAUCAAGAAAUGGCUUGAUGCUGGUUUGGCCCUCUUCAACGCAUACGGCCCGAGUGAGUGCUCCGUCAUCGCUGCUUGCUAUUCAUGUACCUACGAUACGGAUCCGAAAUCCAUUGGAAACCCGGUCGGAUGCUCUGCGUGGGUCGUUGCCGCAGAUGAUGACACGGUGCUUGUUCCGAAUGGACAGGUUGGCGAGUUGCUUAUAGGUGGUCCGACUUUAGCCGAUGGCUACUUGAAUGACUCUAAGAAGACAACUGCUUCCUUUCUCUCGCGACCACCAUGGGUAUCUAUAGAGGGUCAUAUGGGUACAAAUAGGUUGUACAAGACUGGGGAUCUUGUGAAGAGAGCUACCGACGGAACUCUGGUGUACGUGGGACGAAAGGACCUCCAAGUCAAGUUGAACGGCCAGCGAAUCGAACUCGGAGAUAUUGAGUCACACAUCGCUGGUUGUUAUUCCGUCAAGCGCGGUAUUGUUGUUUUUCCCUCGUCGGGACCAUUCUCACAUCAACUUGUGGCGGUUCUGGAGCUCGAAGAAGAAGAGGGCGACAAACCGUCUGGUCUCCAUCAGAUCAUGACUCGAUUUGAUAUCUUUGCAGAGCAAGUUCGUCAAGAGUUGACUGGCAAACUUCCAAGCAUCAUGCUUCCGGCACACUUCAUUGACGUUGCGACCCUCUCUCGGGAAAGAUUUCCACUUUCGACCUCAGGGAAGGUCGACAGGAAUAAGGUCACAACAUGGGUCCAAAGUCUGUCCGUCAGAGAAUCUGAGAUCCUGGACACUUCUGCACCGAUACCAAGUACAGUGGCAACAAUUCAACCUCACGAGCUCCCCGCCUACGAGCUGGCACAGAAAAUCACAGAUCUGGUAUCUCGGAGGUCUCUUUCGACAGAGCCCCGGCUAGACGGCUUCAACGAUAUUCUGUUACACACCUCAGGUCUAGAUUCUCUCAACAUGAUGUCGCUCAUGCACUUCGUUCGCCUGAAGUAUAGUGUCAGAGUCAGCAUGCAGCUGCUCAUGGACGAGCAAACGAGCACCAGGAAGCUGGCAGCUUUCAUCACCCAUGCUGCUUCCAACAGCCCUGUGCCGUUGACAUCUUCCACCAUGGCCUCUGAGACUCGGCAGAUCGAUUUGAUGAAUGAAAUUGAUCGUCUAGACGCGGGGCUCCAGGAACUUCCAGGCGUAUUGUCUAGAAAUGUCCGAGGCAGUCUGGCCAAGAAGACAGACAAUCUCAGGGUUUUCCUUACGGGCGCAAGCGGAUACCUGGGUACUCAAAUACUACGACAACUUCUGGAGCGGCGCGAUGUUGCCCAUGUCAUCACUCUGGUACGCGGAGCGACACCUCAAGCGGCGAAAGAUCGUGUGAUUGAGACUGCACACAAGGCUCUUUGGUGGACCGAGUUCCACGAGGACAAGCUGGACGUCUGGAUGGGGGAUCUCGCGAAGAGUAUGCUCGGCCUCGGUCAAAAACAAUGGGAUUUGCUAAACGAUGGACAUACAUUUGACAUCAUCAUUCACAAUGGUGCUAUUGUUCAUUGGAACAAGAGCUAUGCUGCCUUGGAGGCGGUCAACAUUCAUUCAACAGUUAAGCUUCUUGGCAUUGCUGUUCAGACUCCUGCUUUGCGAUUUGCAUACGUGUCUGGUGGACGACAGUGGAAGAGUGCCGAAGAACGGGACGAGGACAUCGCCCUAGAGCUUUCGGACUCUAUGGGUUACAGCCAGACAAAGUUUGUUGCUGAGGUUCUCGUUAAGAGAGCUGCGGAGCGGUGUCCCGUCUCACAGCGAAAUAUUGGUGUCUUCAGACCAGGGCUUAUCAUCGGGACGCCCGCAGAAGGUGUAGCAAAUUUGGACGACUACAUCUGGAGGCUCACGGCUGCAAACAUUGAGAUGGGUAUCUACAAUACGGACGAGGAGCAGGCAUGGCUGCAUCUCUCCGACGCUGCUACAACUUCAGAAGGUGCCAUUCGAACUGCGUUAAAUCCGGAAUUAUCUGUUAGUCCGGUGACCCAGCAUGACGAAGGAAUGACUUGGGGGACGUUCUGGACUUUGGUCAAGGGAAUGGGCUAUGACAUCCGUCCAGCGCGUGCUGCUAAAUGGCUAUCAACGGUCAGGAACGAUAUUUCGCGUCGGAAAGAGGAGCAUCCCCUUUGGCCGCUGGCUCACCUGCUCGAAGACGGUAGCAUGGAGUGGGAAGAGGUGGCAAAAAGCCACGAUAUUUGCCCGCUACAGCUCAAGGUAGCUUUGAAGAAGAACGUGGAAGCUCUUGUGAAGGUGGGUUUCUUGCCGGCCGCGCGUCGAGCCCAGGAUGUUCAAGUUGUCGGGGGCACGUUUUCUAGGACAUGA